This is a messenger RNA of Vigna angularis (adzuki bean), 2883 nucleotides long. RefSeq lists its product as uncharacterized. Gene Ontology annotation, molecular function: nucleic acid binding. The transcript is spliced from 4 exons. The record is from RefSeq and is a predicted model, not a curated record. NCBI's taxonomy places the organism in Eukaryota, Viridiplantae, Streptophyta, Magnoliopsida, Fabales, Fabaceae. The coding region runs from base 1 to 2883 and encodes 960 amino acids.
AUGGCUGCAAAUGACAGUGAAUUGCAGAAUGAAAGGGCUCAGCAAAAAGGCGUGUUUCAACUACAAUCUCAGGAUGCUCUACUAGCCCAAAACAAGAUAAUGACCCAACAGCUUGAAGCGCUCAUGAACAAACUCUCUCAAUUGCCAAAAGAACUCCAGAAUGUUUCACAAGCCCAACAUCAAGGGUGUGAGUUGUGUGGUGGAGAACAUGCUAAUGGUCAUUGUGCUAUGCAGGUCAAUACCCAAGAAGACGUGAACUAUAUGGGUAAUCAAAACCGUAACAAUCAAUAUAAUCAAGGAUGGAGACCGCACCCAAGCAUGGGCCAAGGACAAGCUGGACCUUCAAACAGACCACCUCAACAACAAUACCAACCACACCCCUCUCUAUCAGACAGGACCUCUAAAUUGGAGGACACUCUUCAACAAUUCAUGCAAGUAUCCAUCUCCAACCACAAAAGCACGGAAGCAUCCAUAAGGAAUUUGGAGAUACAAGUUGGCCAACUGACCAAGAAGCUAGAAGAAAAACCUGAUAAGAGUUUUGGAGCUAAUACUGAAACCAACCCAAAGGAGGAGUGCAAGGCAAUCACUACAAGAAGUGAAGCACUACAGCAAAUGCCGGCCUAUGCAAAAUUCAUGAAGGAACUCCUCACUAAAAAGAGGAAAUACAUUGAGGAAGAGACCAUUGAAGUUCAAGAUGAUUUUAAACCAGCAACUCAACCUCAAAGAAGGCUAAAUCCAGUCAUGAAAGAGGAGGUGAGAAAAGAGGUUCUCAAGCUUCUUGAGGCAGGGAUCAUUUAUCCUAUCUCUGAUAGCACAUGGGUAAGUCCUGUGCAAGUGGUCCCGAAGAAGGGCGGCAUGACAGUUAUAUGUAAUGAGAAAAAUGAGCUUAUACCUACACGAACUGUCACUGGUUGGAGAAUGUGCAUUGACUACCGGAAGUUAAAUAAGGCCACAAGAAAAGACCAUUUUCCACUCCCCUUUAUGGAUCAAAUGCUGGAGAGAUUAGCAGGGCAAGCUUUCUACUGUUUUUUGGACGGUUAUUCUAGCUAUAAUCAAAUAGCUGUCGAUCCAAAAGAUCAAGAAAAGACCGCAUUCACGUGUCCCUUCGGUAUAUUUGCUUAUAGAAAGAUGCCUUUUGGGCUUUGCAACGCCCCUGCCACCUUUCAAAGAUGCAUGCAAGCUAUAUUCUCCGAUCUUGUGGAGAAAUGUAUAGAAGUCUUCAUGGACGACUUCUCAGUGUUUGGAAGCUCAUUUGACUUAUGUUUGGCCAAUUUGGAAACAGUUUUGAAGAGAUGCAUCCAAACCAACCUCAUUCUUAACUGGGAGAAAUGUCACUUCAUGGUGACGGAAGGGAUUGUUUUGGGGCAUAAAAUUUCUUCCAAAGGAAUUGAAGUGGACAUAGCUAAAGUGGAAGUCAUUGAAAAGCUUCCACCACCAACUAAUGUGAAAGGAAUUCGAAGCUUUCUUGGGCAUGCUGGCUUUUAUAGAAGAUUCAUUCAAGAUUUCUCCAAGAUUGCUAAGCCCUUAAGCAAUCUCCUUGUAAAAGAUACACCAUUUGAACUGAAUGAGGAAUGCUUGAAAGCAUUUGAAGCAUUGAAAGCCAAGCUAAUUUCCGCUCCGGUGAUCAUAUCUCCUGAUUGGAACAAAGAUUUUGAAUUAAUGUGUGAUGCUAGUGACUAUGCUAUUGGUGCAGUGCUUGGACAGAGAAGAGAUAAAGUGUUCCACACAAUCUAUUAUGCAAGCAAAGUCUUGAAUGGAGCACAACUAAAUUAUGCAACCACAGAAAAGGAGUUUCUUGCCAUAGUGUAUGCAUUAGAGAAAUUUAGGCCCUACCUCAUUGGGUCUAAGGUGAUAAUAUACACUGAUCAUGCUGCCAUCAAGUACUUGCUCACCAAACCUGAUUCCAAACCGCGCUUGAUCAGAUGGGUGCUCUUACUACAAGAGUUUGACGUGCACAUUCAUGAUAAGAAAGGCAGUGAAAAUGUAAUUGCUGAUCAUCUGUCCCGGCUCAUCAAUGAUGAAGUUACAAGUAAAGAAGAAGAGAUCCGGGAAUCCUUUUCUGAUGAAACUCUCUUGCACAUCCAACAAAGGCCCUGGUUUGCUGACAUAGCUAAUUUCAAAGCUGCGGGAAUCCUUCCAGAUGAUCUUUCAUGGCAACAAAAGAAGAAAUUCUUAAAUGAUGCUAAGCAGUUUGUUUGGGAUGACCCCUAUUUAUUCAAACUAGGAGCUGACAAUCUCUUGAGGCGGUGUGUUACUGAAGAAGAAACCAAUGGGCAAGCGGAAGUAUCAAAUAGAGAAAUCAAGAGGAUUCUGGAGAAAACUGUUUCUUCUUCCAGGAAGGAUUGGUCAUUAAAGCUGGAUGAUGCUCUGUGGGCCUACAGGACUGCAAUGAAAACACCUGUUGGGAUGACUCCCUUUCAACUAGUCUAUGGCAAAUCUUGUCAUUUACCGGUGGAGAUGGAGCACAAAGCUUAUUGGGCCCUGAAGUUCUUGAACUUUGAUUCUACCUUGUCUGCAGAAAAGAGGAAGUUGCAAUUACAGGAGUUGGAAGAAAUGAGAUUGACAGCUUAUGAUAACUCCAAGAAUUACAAAGAGAAGGUUAAGUUGUAUCAUGACAAAAAGCUCUUAAAGAGAGAGUUUCAACCUGGCCAACAAGUUUUACUCUUCAAUUCCAGAUUUAAGAUUCUUCAAGGCAAAUUGAAAUCAAAGUGGUCUGGACCGUUCAUCAUAAAGGAGGUAAAGCCCCAUGGGGCUAUUGAGUUGGUUAACCCUGCAGCAGAUGAUCCAAACAGAAGUUGGGUGGUAAAUGGACAGAGGCUGAAACAGUACCUAGGCGGUGAGAUUCAGCGUCUCACAACAAUCAUUCAUCUCUCAGAUCCAUGA